GGGAAAAUCCAGCCCUCGCAACGCAAACCUCCCUAGGGAUAUGCGGCGUAUAGUAUUCUACAAAUCUAACCCAGUGGCAUACAAAGAUGCGGCACAGCUAGAGUAUCGGAUCAUUACCUCGUUAGGGGUAUACCUAGGUAUUUAUAUGAUGUGUUGCUUCUUUAGUUCAUCCAGAUUGUCUUACAACUUACAUUCUCAAUUGAAGAGCGAUUUUCGAAUUAGUUCUUCGCAAUGGAGCCUAUUGACGUUGCAAUUAUUGGGGGAGGACCUGCUGGUUUGACUGCUGCCGGCACUCUAGCACGCCAACUACAUACUGCCGUCGUAUUCGACUCCGGGAGUUACCGGAAUGUCAAAGCGACCCAGAUACACAUGGUUCCGACUUGGGAGAACAAAGACCCCAAGGAAUUUCGUGCUACAGCUAGGGGAGAUAUCCUAGCUAACUAUUCCACGAUCCAAUUUUCUGAUACUGCGGUAUCCAAAGUUGAGAAGCAGAGCGACUCCCAGUUCGUGGUUUGGGAUGGCAAUGGGAAGGAAUGGCACUUUCGCAAGUUGUUGCUGGCUGUCGGAUCGGCUGACACUUAUCCUGACAUUGAUGGAUACGACUGGUUAUGGACAAAGAAAAUCUUCCAUUGCUUGUUUUGCCACGGCUAUGAAGAUCGUGGCUCGUCGUCCUCGGGAGUCCUAGCUGUAUUCCCUGUUGUUAUCCCUGCUCUCGUCAUCCAUAUGGCAGAGAAUGCGGCUCAGCUUAGCGAUAGUGUAACCUUAUACACCCAUGGUAACAACGACCUAGCGGCACAGCUCAGCACUACCGGCAGUUCGAAAUUCAAAGUCGAGCCUCGGCCAAUCAAGCGGCUCUUGAAUAAUGCCGAAGGGAACUCAGCGAUCGUGGAAUUUGAAGACGGCACCAAGAAGGAAGAGAAGUUCCUGGCCCACAGUCCUCAGACGAGUGUCCAAGGGGCUUUUGUUAGCCAACUUGGCCUCGCGCUCACGCCUAUGGGGGAUAUUGUGGCCGAUGCACCAAUGCAUCAAACAAGCGUGAGGGGCGUGUUUGCCGCUGGCGAUUGCAUCACUCCGUACAAAGUUACUCCGGGGGCAAUAUCAAGUGGUUGCAAUGCGGCUGUCGCUGUCAGUACCCAAUUACAAGCGGAGAAGCAUGACCAAGAGCCGAUGUUCUAGGUUCGGACUCUAGCCAUUAAGAAUUAUUCGAUGGCCUGGGAAUUCUC
This is a messenger RNA of Hypoxylon trugodes, 1223 nucleotides long. RefSeq lists its product as uncharacterized. Bases 232 to 1176 code for a protein of 314 amino acids. Gene Ontology annotation, molecular function: oxidoreductase activity. Lineage: Eukaryota; Fungi; Ascomycota; Sordariomycetes; Xylariales; Hypoxylaceae. The record is from RefSeq and is a predicted model, not a curated record. The transcript has 2 exons.